This is a messenger RNA of Fulvia fulva, 1206 nucleotides long. Its product is annotated as COP9 signalosome complex subunit 6. The transcript has a single exon. Gene Ontology annotation, biological process: protein deneddylation. Gene Ontology annotation, cellular component: COP9 signalosome. The coding region runs from base 1 to 1206 and encodes 401 amino acids. The record is from RefSeq and is a predicted model, not a curated record. Gene Ontology annotation, molecular function: protein binding; metallopeptidase activity. Lineage: Eukaryota; Fungi; Ascomycota; Dothideomycetes; Mycosphaerellales; Mycosphaerellaceae.
AUGGCCAACCCACUGGUGAUAUCCGGCCGACCAGACGCCUCAAACAACAUCCAGCUCCACCCUCUCGUGCUCCUCACCAUCAGCGACUACAUCACCAGACACACCAUCCGAACACAACGAGGUCCAGCGAUCGGCGCAGUCAUUGGCCAACAGAAUGGCAGGAACUUCACCCUCGAGCACGCCUUCGAGUGCAAGCUGGCGGACGAGGCAGACGACAGUGAUGCGGUGCUAGACGCAACCUGGUUCACUGACCGAUUGGAUAUGUACAAGGAAGUCCACAAGGUGCCCGCACUCGAUCUGGUCGCGCUCUUCAUGCUAGGUCCUGUCGCGGGUCCACAACAGUCACAUCUACCAGUUUUGAAGGAAGUACGGGACUUGACUGGAUCCGACAACACAAUGCUUCUGCUGUUCCAUCCGGAGCUCGUCGACGAUCUGCAGGGCAGCAAGCUUCCCAUCAGCUUGUACGAGUCGGUGGAAGAGAAUGAUGCAAUGCGAUUCAAAGAGCUGGCAUUCGAGGUCGAGUCAGGAGACGCGGAGAUGAUUGGCGUGAACUUCGUGGCCGUGGGUGGCGGUAACGCAACAGCUGUGCCCAAGGCGGAUGCGGCAGGCUCAGCAGGAUCGAGUUCGAAGGACAAGAAGACGAAGGGCAAAGGCAGGGCAAAAGAUGGCGAGGAGGCUGAUGCUAAUGGUGCACCCGCAAACAUUCUCUCACCCGAGGACGACGAGCUGAUCACCACCCUCAACUCGAAAGUCAACGCCAUCAAGAUGCUCAACGAGCGCAUCAAGCUUCUCGGCUCGUAUCUGGAGACACUACCUGCAAGCUACCUUACCGACGAGAACCUCGAUGCCGCCCCACCAGCAGACACCAACUUCACUCUUUUACGCAGCAUCAACGCAAUGCUGUCUCGCCUACCACUUCUCGCACCUCCGCCUGCAGCAGUGUCCGAAGCAGACGCCGAUGGCAACGUUCUCGCGCCAGCAUCGAAUCUUGAAAAGUCCGCCGAGGUCGAGAAGCAGGACGUGCACCUCACAUCUCUCCUCGCAAGCCUUACCCGAUCUGUUGCCGAAGCACAGAGCUUGGGCUCCAAAUUCAACGUCGUCGUUCGGGAUAAGCAACAGAAGGAGCGCGGAGGUUUCGGUGGCCGAGGUGGACGGAUGGGAGGAUUUGGCGAUGAUGGCCUGGUUGCUGACGAUCGCGGGCUGUAG